This is a messenger RNA of Penaeus indicus, 2542 nucleotides long. RefSeq lists its product as uncharacterized. Lineage: Eukaryota; Metazoa; Arthropoda; Malacostraca; Decapoda; Penaeidae. The record is from RefSeq and is a predicted model, not a curated record. The transcript has 4 exons. Bases 1 to 1602 code for a protein of 533 amino acids.
AUGAGUUUACCUGUCGAGGGUGUGACAUUUUUUGGGGGCGUUUUGAAAUUCUACAAGCCUGGUCCAGCACUCCUUCUACCAGAUGUGAAUAAUGACAGCUUUGGUGACUUGCUAUUCUCUGGCUUACUGUCAUCCAAAGACCCUCACUCUUGGGACUCUGGCUAUGGAAAUUCAGAGCCUUGGAAUCAGGAGGAGAUGCUAGAAACACAGAGAUCACCUUCACAGACUAACCACUUGGUGUUGGUGUGUGGGCAGUCGGGGAGUAUCCUUGGCAAGCCCUUGGUACUGAUACAGUGUGUGAACAUACUAACAGUCACCUGGGAUGGUGAAGGCAUUGCAUAUUCUUGUGUUGACUUUGGAGGUGCCAGUAUGAAAGGGAAAAUCCAUUUAGUGGUUCUCUUACACCAGAUUAUGGGUAAGGAUGCUCCAUCUCCCUCACCAUCCACAGUCCCAGAGUCUGCAAAGUCUUUACAUCGACACCCAGUACAUGCUCAACACAGAGAUCCAUGCCAUAUUACCGUCCAUAAUCAAGGACUAUGUCCAAGUUGUGAAUCCCAAAUCCGCCUCUUCAAAGACAAUGAGCAAAUGAUGCAUAAGCACUACAAACACAGUGCUGUUGUUUCUUGGGCAACACUCCUUUCAGAUGGAGAGUGCCAUGGUGCAGUGUUAAAGAUUUGGGAGUGGAAGCACCUUGCUACUGUUGUCAAGACAGCGAAGCCCCCCCCACAGAUUGUCCGAAGAACUACACGAAGCAGUCUCGUUAGUGACAGUGACACUAAUGUGGAAACUGAGCCAACCCGGCUUGAGGUAGAUAACAUUGCAGCCACGCAGGAUGACAGUUCAUCAAAUUUUAAUAUUGCUAAUGAAUCUAAUAUGAUUAUUGAUAUUCCAAAGGAGAACAACCUUAAACAGUAUCUACAGGAUGCACAAUUAGGGAAUGAAGAGUCAAAGCCUGUGCCAAAUGGAUAUCCAGAUGUGGACGUGCCAACAACUCCAGUAAGUCCAAGGCUGAGAAGGGGGUCUCACAUCAGCAGGCGAGAACCUCAACCUUAUGAGCAUCCAACAAUACAUCGCCACCAUGGAAAACAAACUUCGGGAACACAGGAGGAUUACAACCAUCAUUCUGACUUUCUGCAUUAUAAUCAGCCAUAUACUAAAAAAGAAUCAGAGACAAGGAGAAGGGAAGUCCACGAUAGCCCAACACAUCGUUUGAAGCUCGUAUCAACCACAUCAGCAACGAAUCCCAGUCCCAUUCCUGUGGGUAUGAGGACUAUGCCUCCAAGUGUGCUGGCACCUCCAGGGUACCAGCUACAGCAGAUACAUGAAAGAUUAGUAUUUUUAAGAUAUAAUGGGAGUGUGUGGAUAGAAAAUACCUUAACAAGCUUAGGUAUCACUCAGCUUUGCAAAGAUGAAAAGACGUGCCUACCUGAUAUGGAAUCCCAUUCAAGAUCAGUGGCAGUUAAUACUGGGAUGGAAAAGAAUGCCUGGCAGCUCGUGUCCAGCAGCACAACCUUCGUCAACGCACCAGCCUUGGGUGAGGAACAACACUCAGCGCCUUGGAUUCUAACCUCUAUUGUUAGAAAAAUGAUUGUACAUGUAUGAAGUUUCUCAGGAUGUAUGUGUUAAUUUGACACAAAAAGCAUCGUAUUUGAAGAAUGUAGAAAGGAGGUUAGAUAAGACUGUAAUUAAUGGAUGUUUGUUUUUAUUCAAGCAAUAAAUUACUUUUUUCAGUUAUGUGAAGAACUUGCACUUCUGUAGGUAGAGAUUUAUUAUCAUAUUUUUAUGUGUACUCCAUCAAACAACAGGACUGACCUGUGGUACAAAGUUGCAGUUCAUUUCUCUUGAGUUGGUUGUGAUAAUUGAAAAUCUUUUAGUGGCUCAUGCAAUGCUCCAGUGUUAGAAUGAUACCUGAAAGGUUGUGAAUAAUAGUUACAGAAAUUUAUAUUGUAAUUAGGAAUUCAAUUGAGAAAAAUGGGAUUGGAUAUUCAGUUAUUUCUUGGAAUCGGGGAAAGUUAGAAAUAUAAAGAGGGCUGUAUUUAAAGCCUACAGAAACUGACACAUAAGAUUUUGAAUACGAACAUUGGGCCAACAGCAGAUGUGGGAGUUGUCAGUUAUAGGUGGUUUAUGAACAGUAAAAUUGCUGCCGGUGAAAGUAUUCAGUAUUGCUGCAAGAUCGUAACUGUGUAAACUUGAAGCUUUGCAUUAGUAUAUUUAUUUAUUUUUCAGCUAAUUUAUUUAUUUAUUCAUGUACUUAAUUUUUGAUUCACCAGACAGUAAAGAUCUUUUGACUAUGUUUUCUCACUCUGAUGACCAGUACUUGAUGAUGCAACAAGCAACAUUUCGGUUGGUAUUUAUUACGUUUUCUUGUAAAUAUGAAAAUGUAUAUACUCCUUAUUUAUCAAUUGAUAUUAUUUUAAGAAGUUAGAUAUGCCUUGUUAGCUUGGAAGUGAAUGGUAUUGCUCCUGGCCUCAAUCAAAAAAGCUCUGUGCGUGUGUGUGUGUGUGUGUGUGUGUGUGUGUGUGUGUGUGUGUGUGUGUGUGUG